UCAGAUAUAUAGUAUUCAUGAACAAGGAAUCCCCACAGUUGUAUACCAAAUUAUCUCAACAAAAAGGUGAUAUUCUGAAUUGCGUGGCUCUUGCAUCUAAAUGCUUUCCGGUCAACCAUUCAAAUAUGUACUGUAUGUAUCAGUGUUCAGCUGCUUAUGUGGCUCAUUUUUUGCAAGCGAUAGGCGUUUCAUAAUGAAUGGUUUGAACUCGACCAAUGUGGAUUUACGUUUUCAACAAAUGGACCAGACGAUACAAACUCUUAAAACACAAGUGUCAACCUAUGACAAUGUUGUUUUAUCUAUGCAGUCGAAAGUUAGCCAUCUGGAGUCAACUGUUAAGCGGCUAUCAGCAUCUGAUUGUCCAGCUAUAGCGUUCAUGACGACUCUUAAGAAUACCUUGCUGCACGUGCAAAGUGGUGUUCAGUUGAAAUUUGACAACGUCAUACUUAAUUCUGGAAAUGCAUACAACUCGUUCCAUGGAAAUUUCAUUGCACCAAGAACAGGGACAUAUUUUUUCACCUACAGCAUAACUUCAACUGCACACUCAUGGAUCCGAAUAAAAUUGCUCCGAAAUGGUAUAGACGUUGGCCACUUAAUUAACACUGAUCACGAUUCUUAUUUAAAAACAACAGAGUCAGUGCUCGUACAUCUUAACCAAAAUGAUGAUGUUUGGUUACAAACAGAUGACGCGCAGGGUCCAGAUUCGAUUGGAAUUAUGAGUGGUUUUCAUUCUUUGGAAAGUCACUUUGCAGGUUUUCUGUUAUUUUGUAAUUAA
This is a messenger RNA of Mytilus trossulus (common blue mussel), 775 nucleotides long. Its product is annotated as complement C1q and tumor necrosis factor-related protein 9B-like. Gene Ontology annotation, molecular function: protein binding. The record is from RefSeq and is a predicted model, not a curated record. The transcript has 2 exons. NCBI's taxonomy places the organism in Eukaryota, Metazoa, Mollusca, Bivalvia, Mytilida, Mytilidae. Bases 101 to 775 code for a protein of 224 amino acids.